Messenger RNA from Fusarium venenatum, 1014 nucleotides. RefSeq names its product Endonuclease/exonuclease/phosphatase. Gene Ontology annotation, molecular function: single-stranded DNA binding; 5'-tyrosyl-DNA phosphodiesterase activity. Gene Ontology annotation, biological process: double-strand break repair. The record is from RefSeq and is a predicted model, not a curated record. Lineage: Eukaryota; Fungi; Ascomycota; Sordariomycetes; Hypocreales; Nectriaceae. Gene Ontology annotation, cellular component: cytoplasm; PML body.
AUGGCAAUGCAGGAUACCAUAGAGAUGGGAAAUUCGCCUUCCUCAGUCCCAUGGAAAGCCGAUGAACUAUGGCAUCAGCCUUUUUACGUAUGGGCUACCAAGAACAACGAAUGGCAGCCUGUCCAAUCUACCGAGGUAUCAUCUGGAAAGAUGAAGGUCACGAAAAUAGCAGUAUACAGCUGGAACAUAGAUUUCAAUCUACCACACGCCAAGUCCCGAAUGAAUGCUGCCCUGAAGCACUUGGAAGAGCUUACCCGGCAGUACCGCUUGGAAGAGGACACAGCUGUCAUUGUCAACUUGCAAGAGUGUGUAUCAUCUGAUUUGAACACUAUCGGCGAGAAGGACUGGGUUCGUGAAGGGUUUUAUCGAACGGAUGUUGACAAGUCGGCUUGGGCUUCUGGGACUUAUGGUACAACCACGUUGAUUAACCGACGGCUUGAUAUAUCAUCGUGUUUCCGUGUACACUAUUCUGCUACCAAGAUGGGACGAGAUGCACUAUUUGUGGACGUAUCGCUGAAUUCCGAUGGAAGGAAGUUCAGGUUCUGCAAUACGCAUCUCGAGUCUCUUCCCCUUGAACCACCGCUUCGCCCAGCGCAAAUGCGCCUUAUCGCUUCACACAUGCACGCGGACGAUAUUGCCGACGCCAUUGUCACAGGGGACUUUAACGCCAUUCAGCCUUUUGACUGCUCUCUCCAUUCGGACAAUAAUCUCAAGGAUGCAUAUUUGGAGCUUGGCGGUGAAGAGGGCGAUGGACGAGGGGACGAUAAUGGGGGAUACACAUGGGGUCAACAGGCUUCUCCAAGAUUGCGGAAACUACAUGGAUGUUCUCGCUUGGACAAGGUAUUUUUCCGUGGCGAUAGUCUGCAACUUUUACAAUUUGAAAGAUUCGGAAAUGAUGUGGAGCCUGAUCUCGACGAAAAAGAUAUAAGAGAGGAAAUUGUUUCGGGUGGGUUUGAGCGGCCGUGGAUCACCGACCAUCUUGGUGUCAAGGCGUUAUUUGAAGUCAUUGUCUAA